Molecule: messenger RNA, 1854 nt
Organism: Lampris incognitus (smalleye Pacific opah)
Lineage: Eukaryota; Metazoa; Chordata; Actinopteri; Lampriformes; Lampridae
Exons: 5
Coding region: 1-1257 (418 amino acids)
Molecular function (GO): DNA-binding transcription factor activity
Source: RefSeq, a predicted model, not a curated record
AUGGAGAGCAACGCUGGUUACUCCCAGCGUUUCAAUUCAUAUUGCUCAUUUGAGUCUAAUCUUAGACAGCAUGAAGUUGACACCACAUCAAAGUUCAUAGUCCAAAGGAAGGACAAAGAUUUUGGUGUUUACCAUACGAUUACUGAGCCCUGGCCUGCUUGUUAUCAUGUCCAUUGGGAGAGCAAGCAUAUCCCCUUCGAUGGUACCCCGUACAUUGUGGUAGGGAGGAAAGGGUAUGACUGUCACCAGGGUCCAGACAGGCAUGAAAGGCACAAGAGUCGACAACAAGAACUGCUGAAUGACCACACGGACCACUUAGGUCUACAUAAAGAGAGGAGACGCCUAGUCCAGGACACAAAAAAGCUUGGGUGCCCAGCUGCCAUCCUUGUGGUUCAUGUCACCAGAUUUCCUGAAUACAAGAUUGAUGAGGAUUCUCCUAAAUUGAGGAGGAAGAAGGCAGGAGAACUAAAGGUAGCCUUAGCAACCAACCAACCUGUAGUUCAGGAACAACAGUUCAAUGGGUCCUUCCCCCCAGUUGAGGAGCAUAGAAACCACCCUGUGACAGGAGAGGCCAGAGAGAUCGGAGACCCCCGCUCUACUCCACCGCCCGUGACCAGAGAGACCGGAAACCCCAGCUCUUCUCCACCGCCCGAGACCAGAGAGACCGGAGACCCCAGCUCUACUGAGAUGACCAAACAGUCCAAAACCAAGAAAAGGCAGAAGUGUGGCAGCUUACUGCGUGAGAUCUCAGACCUUGCAUACCCUCUGCAGGAUGAGUCAUUUCUGGACUCUGUGAUUGGUCGCCUCACUGACCUUUUGGAGGAUGUUAGGGUUCACACUCCUCACGACGAGACCCUUCCUCUGUCAUACACCCCACCAUCUAAGAAGGCUAGACACCUGAAAUCUCUCAGCAUGGUCCCUAAAAAACAUCCAUUCUCAGGAAGGGUUGGUCGUCGGGCUGAAGCAAUGAGAUCAAGUUCAAGUUUCAAGCUCACAAAUCUGCCGCCCUCCACUCACUUGCCCUCUGACCAUUCCCAGUCAACCACUACAGUUCAGUCAUUGGCUGUAGCUGAGGGUGUGUUAUCAAAUAUGCCUGCUUCUGUCUCAUCACCUGAUUAUCAAUCACAGACAACAGAAGCUACCACUGCUUUGUCACCCCUGAAGUCUAUAAAGGUUAGUCUAUUCAUCAAAUCUGUGUUAUUUCCUUGUACUGUAUGUUAUAAGUUCUCUAAAUGCUACACUCUUGAGCAAUCUUAAAUGCAAAGCUUGACCCUAACCCGAGUGUGUUGUGCACCCUCUUCCCUCAAGAGUGUUGAAACAGUUAGGCUAGGGGAGGUUUAAGACCUUCGGCUUUGUCUCGGGCCUCACAGCUCACAUAGCCAUGGGUUAUUUUCCCAACCCUUAGACCUCUCAUGAUUUAUCGCUUAUAGAAUUUAUGUGAAUUGUUAUUUUAGAUAUUUUAAGAAGAUACAUUCAGUUUUGACAACUGCGUUGGAUUACAUUUUAUAUUCGUUGAUAUUUGACAGUGUUCUAUUGAGUGAUUUACUUUUCACGUUGUUUUCAGGCUUGUUUGAUGAUUUUAUUAUAAAGUAUUUAUCGGCUAAUGUUUAGCAUAUUUUAACCUCCAAUUCAUCGCAGGCAACUUUGUUCUUCUACCUGUUUUUGUUUGGUUAAUUUAUCCUAACUCAUUUAAUUAUAUUUUGUUAAAGGUUAUGUCUUCUGAUGAUACAAAGUUUAUUUCUAAUUCCUAAUAACCCCAAACAUACUGUAGCCGUGUGGCAGCAUUGGUUCAUACUAACUUUAUUUCUAUUUUCCUGUUUUUUUCAUUGUAUGUGAUAUGGACCUAUGUCUGAA